This is a messenger RNA of Ochlerotatus camptorhynchus, 1248 nucleotides long. Its product is annotated as phospholipase A1-like. Gene Ontology annotation, molecular function: lipase activity. NCBI's taxonomy places the organism in Eukaryota, Metazoa, Arthropoda, Insecta, Diptera, Culicidae. Gene Ontology annotation, biological process: lipid catabolic process. The transcript has 5 exons. The record is from RefSeq and is a predicted model, not a curated record. Bases 151 to 1197 code for a protein of 348 amino acids.
AUUGUUUAGACACCCGCGUCGAUAAUUGAACACACAGCAAAAGUGAAAAUAAAACGGAAGUCUGUGAAAGCGCAUUCGAUCGAUCGAUUUGAAUCCUAUGCUGUUGCAAACAAUGGAUAAACCAUGUGAAUGAAGUGAAAUUGAGUGACAAUGAGUAAAGUGCUGCUAAAAUUGAUUUCAUUUGCUACCUCAUUGAUAUUCAUCGGUGUGAAAGCACGGGAAUUUAGCAUAGGUCCGUGUCAGUUCCAGUACUACGAACCGUGUAACUCGGACGCCAUAGAGUUCUACCUAUUCACCAGUGAUAGUCCAAAUGAUGCUCCAAUUCUGCUGGACAACAUUGACCCCAAAGUUCCGGGGCACAUAAAUCUUACCUAUAGGAAUAAGUUGAUAGUGCAUGGAUAUAAUGGAAACCUCGAUUUCAAUGCAACGAAAAUGAUACGAAAUGCCUACCUGAGACAAUCUCACACAAAUGUCUUCGUCGUCGAUUGGGGCAAGCUCUCCAAGCUGCCCUGCUAUCCGACGGCGGCUUUCAAUACCAAACAGGCUGGCGAGUGUACGGCGACGUUCUUAAUUGGUCUCAAGGCCAACCAUCCGGAGUUCAGCUGUCGGGAUCUACAUUCUAUCGGCUUCAGCUUGGGCGCACAUGUGCUCAGCUUCACCAGCAACGCACUGGAGAAAUCAAUUGGCGUAAAAUUCAGGCGAAUUACAGGUCUCGAUCCGGCGCUUCCCUUCUUUGCAACCGCCCGCCAACAGUGGAAACUGGAUCUCACCGAUGCUGAUUUUGUCGAUGUGAUACACACGAAUGCCGGCGUGUACGGCAAGAUUGAGACCUGCGGCCACGUGGAUUUCUACAUGAACGGGGGCCAAAACCAACCGAUGUGCGAGAAUGUUUCGAAUCAGCCACUGUGUAGCCACAUGAUGGCCCCCGCCUUUUUUGCCGAAUCGAUCUCCAGCAAAAUUGGCUUCUGGGCAACCAAGUGCACCAGCUAUUUCUCCUACUUUUUCGGCUUCUGCCGGUACAAAGCUGAUCAGCAACAACAAUCGUCGUGGUUCGACGACGGUCGAAGCCAGGAAAUCAACGACAACAGCUUGAUCGAUAGCAAUCGAAUAUUGAUGGGCGAGCACUGUUCGCAUACCGCUGAAGGAGUAUACUUCGUACCGACCAACAAGAAGCCACCGCAUGCCAUGGGAUAUUGAGAAGACUGAACAGCGCAUAGUUUCACAACUGCCACACGAAUCAGCCGGAUC